Sphaerulina musiva SO2202 is the source of this 1321-nucleotide messenger RNA. Its product is annotated as ATP12-domain-containing protein. The transcript has a single exon. NCBI's taxonomy places the organism in Eukaryota, Fungi, Ascomycota, Dothideomycetes, Mycosphaerellales, Mycosphaerellaceae. Bases 43 to 1161 code for a protein of 372 amino acids. The record is from RefSeq and is a predicted model, not a curated record. Gene Ontology annotation, biological process: mitochondrial proton-transporting ATP synthase complex assembly. Gene Ontology annotation, cellular component: mitochondrion.
CGUCGACACUGUUCACACAUCACAUCUCCCCAACGUCAUCUCAUGGAGGGGGCUUCUUCUCUGUAUCGAUCGUCGCUGCGAGCGGCUUCUUCCUUGGCACGAUCACACCAGUACAGGCCAUCCCCGAUAUGCGCGCGAUGUCUACACACGUCUGGGUCGAAAAGUGCCACGCCGGUCUCACACCCGACCGUGCUGGGACCUCCGCCUUCAGCACCCGAAAAGUCGCCCCUCCAUCCCGAGAGCCGACUAGCGAGAAAGAGAGAGCAGCUGGAACUGGUGAAGCAGGGCAGAAAUAGCAGGACAGACCCGGCAAAACCCACAUCCGCUCUACAGAAGCGCUUCUGGAAGAAUGUUGCAGUGGCCGAGACCAAAGAUGGAGGACUGCAGAUUAUGCUCGAUAGUCGGCCUGUGCGGACAGCCACCAAAGAAGUGCUCACUCUGCCCAAGAGCAAGCGCGCACUCGCAGCAGCCAUCGCCAUUGAGUGGGAUCAACUUGUGUCCGCGCAACAGGCAUUGAAACAGCACUAUAUUCCCCUCACUUCGCUGACAUCACGAGCCCUCGACAUCGAAAUUGCCGAUCGCGCAGGCGACUCUACCAUCCGCGAGAACAUCGUCAAGAUGGCUUUGCGCUAUCUAGCCACGGACACGCUGCUCUGCUGGGCGCCCGAGAGCAAUCCACACGACAACCACCCGGGAGCGAUGCAACAGCGAUCCACCAAGAAUCUCCGCGCACGCCAAAGGGCCAUUGCAGAACCCAUCAUUGCCUUCCUGACGACACACAUCUUCCCGGGCGUGGAGAUUGUGCCUGUGCUGAGUGAAGAUAGCAUCAUGCCCCUCCCACAGCCGGAAAUGACCACGCAAGUCAUCAGUGGCUGGUUGGCAGGUUUGUCGGCGUUUGACCUCGCAGCAGUGGAGCGAGCAAUUCUGGCGACGAAGAGUCUGACCAUCGCCGUGCGGCUAUUGGUCGAGUGGAGCUCAGAAUGGAAGAGUCUGCACAAUGCACCCGGAAAGGACAAAUUCGGCAUAUCACAUGCGGAGGAGGCGAGCUCGUUGGAAGUGCUGCAUCAGACGGAGCAGUGGGGUGAAGUCGAAGAUACCCACGACGUGGAGAAGGAGGACUUGCGAAGACAACUGGGUAGUGCCAUAUUGCUGGUGAGCUGAGUUUGAGUUGGGACGAUUGUAUGUAGGUAUGUAUGAUGAAUAACCGAAGUGAAGACUUGUGGCAGAAUUGAGGAAGACAAACGUUCUUCUGCCGAGCUUGUACAAAUUGCUACUUUAGCCACCUUCCAGGGCACUGAUUUAUGACGAACUUUCUGCCUCU